Drosophila santomea is the source of this 2430-nucleotide messenger RNA. RefSeq lists its product as uncharacterized. The transcript has 2 exons. The coding region runs from base 478 to 2244 and encodes 588 amino acids. Lineage: Eukaryota; Metazoa; Arthropoda; Insecta; Diptera; Drosophilidae. The record is from RefSeq and is a predicted model, not a curated record. Gene Ontology annotation, molecular function: DNA binding.
GGAGAGCGAGAGAGCGGUAGAGGGGCGAACAGAACAUGAAAAACUGCGCGAGAUAACGCGGCAGCUAUUUUUGUAUGGGUCGUCGUCUAGUUCGCACGGACAUCGGAAAAUACGCAAGGUGCAGUACACGGCCAGUUGGAAAAUCACUAACAGCGGACAAAUCGGUUGCCCAGAAAGUCACAACAAAAGCGAAUAAAGCCAAAGUACACGGAAAGGCCAAGGAAAAGCGAGAAAAGCAAUGACGAAAUGAUUUGAAUUCGCUUGGCAGUCAACGCGCAUAAUCGUAGCCAUCGCACACACACAGCCGCACGGACACACACACACAAGGCACACGGCGGGUGGGAGUGUGAGUGAGAGAGCGCGAAAGGGUGCAAGGGGGCGGGCGAAAUUGAGUGGGCGCAGCAGCAGCAACAACAAAAGAAAACAAGACGAAAACAAACGGCAAUUGCCGUGUAAAUUGCACGGAGAACACAAACAAUGCGGAUACGCGAGAAACGCAAGUUGCAGAGGGAGAUGAGGGAGGAGAAGCGCGGGGAGCGGGAGAAGAAGGAGCACAAGGAGUCCGCCAAGACGCAGGACAACAACAACAAGGCGAAGGACACUGACACGGAGGUUCCCACACCAGCUCCUGCGCCUGCGCCUGCUCCACCAGCAGCACCCACUUCGACUGCAUCGCCCACAUCCACACCCACACCCACUGGCACGCACACCCCCAGCCUGCCGGCCGCCGAGAAGGUGGCCUUCGACAAUCGCAUCAAGCGCAAGAAUGUCCUUGCCCUCAACGAAAAGGUGGCUGCACUGCGGGAAUACGAUCGCCUACCGGUUUACAAGCACGUGGGCCGGCUGUUCAACUGCAGUCCAGAUCAGAUCAAGCGGAUCGUGCAGCAGCGCCCGGAGAUUCUGAACGCGUGGGAUCAGCGAACGCGCAGGAGCCAGGACGCCAAGACCAUGGAGACGAAGACAGUCAAGGUAUCGAUGCUGGGCAAGGCCGUAUAUGAUUGGAUACGCCGCAUGAUGUACUACAAGGACUUCAGCAUCUCCGACGGACUCAUUCAGAAGAUGGCGCUGCAGUUCAAGAGCUCCAUGGGCCUGGCCCAAUUCUUUCCGCACCAGGAGUGGUGCGACAAGUUCCGACGCACCUACAGCAUCCAACACAGCGACACCAGACUGCUGAAGAUCGGCUACACGCAGGGCUACUCGGUGCAGAUCAAAGACAUCGUCAAGGAUGUUAUGUCCGAAACCAUGCCAGAAAGUGGGCCGCGGAACGGAGAGGAGGACGACGAAGAGGUCAGCUUGGGCAGCCCACUGAGCAGCCAUCCUCGCAGCUGUGCUGAAGACGAGGACGACGAGGUGGAUGUGGACGGUGGCGGUGUCAGCGGCGAGGAUGAUAUGGAGGAGGAGCCUGAUGUUAAGCCCUCGUUGAGCGAACUUAAUCUGGCCAGGGCUCUAAAGCCCUUGCCGCCGCUGGUUAGACUGCCACUGCAAGCCAACACACCGCCGGGCACCUCCCAAAAAGUACUCCUGGCCACACCCAUUGUUCCGACGCAAGCGGGCGGACAGCCCAUGACCAUGACCAUCAUACCACUGGCCACUCUGGCUCAGAGCAUCACCAAGGUGCCUGCCUCACACCCGCAGGACAAAGGACCAGUGGUGCCGCCACCCAAACUGGAGAUCAAGCAGGAAAAGGACAUCAAGGUGGAGCCCAAGGAUUCGGAAGAGUUUCCGGCGGAUCAGCCGGAGGCGGAGCUGCAGGAGAACGAAGUUCGAACACCAACGGAAAAGGAGCUUGAACUUCCACCCACUGUGCAAAUCAAAGUGGAGCCAGAGGCGGAGUUGGAAUCGGAAAUGGACCAGGACCAGGACCCAGCGGAUCUCGAUGAAGACGCGAACAAUGGUCGUUCCAGUGUCACUUCGCUGGCCGAGGUUCUGGCAGCCAAUGUGGAGGACGAGAUGGAGUACAUCGAGCAGAUGCGGCAGCGCAAGAUGAGUUCGCCUGCGGCAGUCGAAAAGUCACUGAAUCCUCGCCAGGGCACCAAACGUCGCCAUGAGUCCGCCCAGGAUGAUAACAACAAUGGCGGGGAAUCUGGCCAAGGAAGUGGGUCAAGAGUCAUCAGCUGCGCCGAUGCACGCAAGUACCUAAAGCUCCUCGAGGAGUUUGCUCUGUACAAGGAGAACUACCGGCUGAUUGGCCUGAUCACACGAGCCGAUGAGGUGAUGCGGGAAAUGGAUGACAAUGUGCCGUAGAAUGCUCCAAACUAUGAGUGCACCAUGGAGUGGGGAGAGGAGGAGGAAUAGCUGCAGCCAAAGAGCAUACGCUACGCAAACUGAUGCAUCUAGAAGAUGCACGUCGGUAUCGGUCGGAUGCAAUCAAUCAUUAGAGCUAAGGCGGACAUAAUUUGUAUUUGAACCAAAUAAACGCAAUCAAACCAA